Messenger RNA from Planococcus citri (citrus mealybug), 2344 nucleotides. RefSeq names its product protein fem-1 homolog CG6966. The transcript is spliced from 6 exons. The coding region runs from base 278 to 2164 and encodes 628 amino acids. Gene Ontology annotation, molecular function: protein binding. Lineage: Eukaryota; Metazoa; Arthropoda; Insecta; Hemiptera; Pseudococcidae. The record is from RefSeq and is a predicted model, not a curated record.
UGGAAAUUUUUUUCAUAAAAAACAGAAUGCGAAUGCAAGAAACUGACCUUAAAUUUUGUAAAUAAAGAAAUAAAAGUGUAUAUCGUUAUUGAUUACGUGAUUACAGUGUAAAGUAAAUUAUUUUAAAUGAUUUAUUGACACGAAUUUCGCGUAAAUGUUCAGUAUAUGCAGUAGACAAAUUCAUGUGCAAGUUGUAGUGCUGAAGAAAAUCUAAUAAAAAUUCAUAAUUUAUACAUUUUAAGCCAAUGUUUUGUUGAGCUUCAAGUUGUGAAAUAGUAUGAGUUUGAAACCAGAUGCAAAAAUUAUUUUUAAUGCUGCUAGGGAUGGGAAACUAUAUCGAUUACGGGCAUUAUUACAACAUCUCUGUGUUGAAGAAAUGCAAACGAUAGUCAAUACAAAAACUGGCGGCGCUACACCUUUGGUAAUGGCUUGUCGAAAUGGUCAUCUUGAAAUAGCUAAAUUUUUAGUUAAUCGAUGCAAAGCUGAUAUUGAAUUGACUGGUUCUGUUUUAUUUGACGGUGAAACAAUUGAAGGAGCUCCGCCUUUAUGGUGUGCUGCAGCAGCUGGACAUUACAGCAUUGUACAAUUUUUAGUUUUCGAGGGAGCCAAUGUUAACUCUACCACUCAUACAAAUUCAACUCCUCUUAGAGCGGCUUGUUUCGAUGGGCAUUAUAACAUUGUGUUAUUUUUAGUUCGAAGAGGAGCUGAUAUAGAAGUUUCAAAUAGACAUGGACAUACGUGCCUGAUGAUUGCUUGCUACAAAGGUCAUUUCCACAUCGCCAAAUACUUGUUGUCUUUGCACGCUGAUGUAAAUAGAAAAAGUGUCAAAGGAAACACCGCAUUACACGACUGUGCCGAAUCAGGAAAUUUAGAUAUUUUGAAAUUAUUAAUUGAUAAUGGCGCCCAAAUGGACGUAGACGCGUAUGGAAUGACUCCCUUAUUAGCGGCUAGUGUAACAGGUCAUACGGCAAUAGUAGAGUAUAUAAUUGAUACAUUAGGCACAGCUACUAGACAGGAAGUAAUAAACGCUUUAGAACUUUUAGGAGCUACUUAUGUGGACAAGGGAAGAAAUAUGCACGUAGCGUACGAAUUGUGGAGAAAAGCAAUGGUCAUGAGAUACGAUCCAACUCAUUCUUUGAUUCCUAAACCAGUGCAAACGACGCCUGUCGAGGCUUACGAAUACGCCAAAGAAGUACAAACGUUAGAAGAAUUACAAGAAUUAGUCAGCGAUCCAGAUGCUAUGCGUGUACAAGCUUUAUUAAUCAGGGAACGUGUACUCGGCCCCGCGCAUCCUGAUACUUCCUAUUAUAUUCGUUUUCGCGGCGCUGUGUACGCUGACGCCGGCAGAUUUUCUAGGUGUAUUUCGUUGUGGAACUACGCGUUAGAUAUGCAACAAAAUAUCUUGGAACCGCUGAAUCCGCUAACUCAAAGUUCUUUAGUUUCAUUCGCCGAAUUAUUUUCAUUAAUGAUGGACGCGGACUCGUACAAUAAUAGUUCCGUUAGUCGUAAAAUCCCUACCAUUAAUUUUGCCGAUAUAAUGAUGGUUUUAAAAAAAUGUAUUUACGAAGUAUCGUCAGGCGCGAGCAUCAAAGAUAAGCCAUGUUUCGACGAAACGCAUUUUCAAAGAGUAUUGAUAAUUUCACUGCAUAUAUGUUGCGUUUUAGCCAAAUUAUUACCAUUGUUGAGCGCAGAGCAAAGACACGAAGCGCAUUCGUUAGUUUAUUCAUUGGUUUCAUUAAGAAUUAGGGGUAAAAAUAAUCGAACGUUUUUACAUUACGUUUGCACUAGUAAUACUGGCGUUGUAGUAAAAUACAGUGCUUGCCAAUUUCCUUGUGCCGCGUUGGUAAAAAUGUUAUGUCACACGGGCGCCGAUGUCAAUGCUAAAGAUGACGAUGGUAAUACUCCUUUACAUUUAGUAGCAUUAUCGCCAGUUUACAAGGUGGACGUAGCUCAUGUGCUUUUAGAACACGGCGCUCAUUUAGAUGCAGUUAAUGAAAGCGGCUUAGCGUUUAAGGAUCUCUUACCCGAUAAAUUACACACGGUUGUUAAUGAAGUUAACCAUACCACGUUAGCUUGCUUAGCAGCGAGAGUCGUUCGCAAAAACUCGAUUCCGUUUGAACGUGUAGUUCCCAGUGGUUUGCACGCGUUUAUACUCCAGCAUUGAAUGCUCGUGAUGUCGCGAUUUCUACCAAUAUCGUGAAAAUGGAAUCGAAAAAAAUUUUCAUAAAAAACCAAAUAUGUAUAUCUUUAUGAUUCUGUUCUUGUAUUGCAGUGUUUCUAUGUAUAUACGAUUUUCUACCGGUUAUAGCUGAAUAUUUUAAAUAAAUGUGACAUGCAAAACGCA